Gastrolobium bilobum is the source of this 1223-nucleotide messenger RNA. RefSeq lists its product as uncharacterized. NCBI's taxonomy places the organism in Eukaryota, Viridiplantae, Streptophyta, Magnoliopsida, Fabales, Fabaceae. The transcript is spliced from 5 exons. The record is from RefSeq and is a predicted model, not a curated record. The coding region runs from base 168 to 923 and encodes 251 amino acids.
AAACAAAAACCCUGAGAUGGCUGUUCGUUUCGUUCCCCAAGAAGUUUUCGGUGGUGUCUCUUUCUUCUCACACUGUACUCGAAAGAGUUUUGGAAUAUGAAUUGGAUUUUGAAGCAUCGACUCGGCGCACCGUAAGAGCUGGGACAGAAUCACCUUCCUCUAAAUCCAUGACUUGUUUUACUCUCUUCCGUUCUUUCCAAUCUAUCAAAUUCAAUCCAUCUCUCUCUGCCCCUCUUAAUUCUUCUUGUUCCUUUGGAAUUCGACACAAACCCAACCAAACAAACUUCAAAUUCAGGAAAACACAAAGGUGCAGGGCUGUGUUUUCCGACGAUGCCCCCUUUGCUGCGGCAAUCGGCGCUUGCAUGCUCACUUCUUUGGUUUUUCCAGUCUCAGUUCCACCAGAAAACGAGGAUGCUGAAUCCGCCGUUAACUCAACCGAUGCAAGAUUCGCUGUCAUGGGAAUUGUUAGUUUCAUCCCUUAUUUCAAUUGGCUGAGUUGGGUUUUCGCGUGGCUUGAUACUGGGAAACGACGUUAUGCUGUGUAUUCACUUGUAUAUUUGGCUCCUUAUCUCAGGUCAAAUCUAUCAAUCUCGCCUGAAGAGAGCUGGCUGCCUAUUGCCAGCAUUCUGUUCUGCAUCGUUCACAUUCAGCUGGAAGCAAGCAUCAGAAAUGGAGAUAUUCAGGGUUUUCAAGUAUUCAGGAACGUGACAGAUCGGUUAUCAAGUACCACGAAGAAAGGCCGUUUGAAUCAGCAUCAAGAAAUGUCCAAGGAGGAAAGCAAGAAAGAUAAUAAGAACCUGCCAACUGCCCAAGAACAAUCAAGAGAUAUUGGGGGUUGGGAUGAUUCUGAAAGGCCUUCACAAUACCGUCAACGCUUGAAUGAAGACAUAGAUGAUGAUAGUAAAGAGAGAAGAAAGCACUAAACCGGAGAUGCAUGCAUUUGCCGAUCAUCAACUAAACUUCACACAAGUUUCAUGCCCGAUGCUGGUACUGUUAAGCCGUUUGGUUAGCUUUGGCACGUUUUAAUGAGACUGUAGCAUUAUCUUAAUGUUGCUAUGUUAACAUCAUGGAUUCAUUUUUUUUUUCUUUUUUUUUUUCCGGUUAACAAAUUCUUUUAACUCUUGGUGUUAAGCUCAUAUUUACUAGACAAUAUUAAAGAUGCCAUUUUCAUUUGCGAUUGUAUAAACAGUUCCACUCAGUGCCAGGGUAACAGUUCCAUAUAA